Nilaparvata lugens (brown planthopper) is the source of this 5260-nucleotide messenger RNA. RefSeq lists its product as uncharacterized. The transcript has 21 exons. NCBI's taxonomy places the organism in Eukaryota, Metazoa, Arthropoda, Insecta, Hemiptera, Delphacidae. The coding region runs from base 299 to 3040 and encodes 913 amino acids. The record is from RefSeq and is a predicted model, not a curated record.
UCUGAUCCUGACAGAUGAUAGUGCGAAGAAAGGCAAGUGCUGUGCAGUGUGUGACAGGAUCUAAUUUUGAAGUUUCAGCUGAUUUUGACAUUUUUAACCAGUUUGUGCUUGUAUUCAAGUCGGUAAAAGAUAGUGCUUAUCAAUUCCUGAACUGAAUUGUGUCUAAAAAGUGCGGUUUCAAUGUUAUUUGCACGUUAUUUAUUUAUUUAAAUUUGAGCUAUGUAUACCUCAUUACUUUUACCCAGUAAAGUGAAGUACUUCUUAGAAGUGUGCCAGGUCUCGUUGAGAGCCGAUCUAUAUGGGGCAAUGCGUCUCCAGUAGGUCGGAGAAGGGAGUACUUGCACGAAGCAAAGGGGCACCACCCACCAAAAAUCCCUUCAAACAUCGUCAUAUCAAGAUGGACAAGGGCAAGCAGCAGCAGUCGGCAAGCGCACACGCACACACACGCGGUGAGGCAAUGUCGUUCGGCUUCAAGCGACCGACGACCGCGCAUGCGCAGUUGCCAGCAGCCACCCCCGCCCCCGCCGCCUCCGACGAGAAGAAGGAGUUGUCUUCGGUCGACUCACUAGUCAUGCAACAGAAUUGCACUGCUCGCUCUGGAACCCCCAGGCUAGCCCGUCCGAAGAAGGACGCGACCGGUAACAGUAAUACGCGCACAAACAGAUUUGGAUUCAGGAACACAACUGCUCUCUCCAACAAAGUGGCUGACUCGCAGAAGAGCGACACGUCUUCCUUGUACAUUAAUAAUUAUGCCGACAACACUCCUUCUCGGACCGAUUCCAAAUCUUCCGUAGUAAAGUUGAGCAGCAACCGUAGCACGGCGUCUUCUGACUCGGCGCGAUCGGCGUCGUCUUUGAGCGACGACAAUCACAGCAGCAGUAGGGCGUCGUCGAAGGGAGGAGCCAAGUCGCAGUCGCAGCCGCAGCCGUCUGCGACCCGCUUCACACUGCUCACGAGCCACCUGCCGCGGCCGCAGUUUCCGGUGCGACUGGCCGCGUCAGCCGCUCACUACAAGUCGCCGGACAAGUCGGCCAAGACGGCUGCCAACAACUACACCGCUCGCAAGGCGGCCCACUCCGACAACGGCAAUGGCUCGUCUGCCUCCUCUACAACAGAUGCUGAUUCUGGAACUGGUAGUCAGAAGAAUGGUGAUUUGGAUGCGCAUGGCAUCACAACUCUUGAAGAAAGCCCAAGUGCCAAAAACAAACUUCGCAAGAAAUCACGACCGUUGGAAAUGGUGUUCCUGAACAACGAGAAGAAAACGUUCGAACUGCGUGAGCUGCAAGACUCGAUCGAGGUGACAGAGAUAGUGCCACUGGAGCUGCCUGUCGCUGCGUCGGGCAGCGGUCGCAUUGUGCAGGAGAGGGGGGGAUUUGUGCAGGAGAGGGGGGGCAUUGUGCAGGAGAGAGCUCGCGCCUACCAGCAGGCCACCAUGCAGCCGCAGCUGCAGCAGCAGCAGCUGUUCUCGUCCGAUGAGGAGGAAAGCGACGAGGGAUUCGAUGAUGAAGGCUGUGGCGAAGAGAAACAACAUAGAGACCGACUGCUGAGUGAGAAGGUGGAACGGAGCAACUGCCUGGGCGGAGGGGAGGGAGACGCCGACGAACUGUGGGGGCACGGGGAGGCCAUGAUAGGUGAAGAUGACUUAUCCAAUCCAUCCAGCGGCGAAAACAAUGGAGAAGACAUAGACAAGAUGAAUCCUCCUCUGCGGUCGGUGCUUCUGAAGAUUGAGGACCCGGCGUUCGCGACGCUGGCCGCGAUGUCGACAUCCACCAUGCUGGAGGACGAGACCUCACCCGACUUCAGCAGCUCACCUCCCAGCUCCACUGCAGACCUCGGCCUCGAACUCACUCAGCCUACUGUUCAGCUCGACAAGAAAAAUAAUUUAGUGGGAGGAAGCCCAGAGAGCCCGGGCACACCGACGCACGCAUCUAACUCGCUGUCUCUGUCGGAGGGCAGAGGUGACUUCCUGAUUGACGACGAGAUCGCCGACCAACCGGGCCUCGUGUUCGACGAGACGGUAACCGCCAACUCGUCCGCCAACACCAUCAUGCCAAACAGCAACGAUACCACGCCCAUUGCCGUGGAGUUGCCGCCAAAAACAACAGGGAGAAUCGGACAAUUGUCACACGAUAGCCCGGCUCAUCACAACUCUGUGGGGACUCUUUCUCCUUGCGAGAGUAUCACAUCAGACGACAUGAUGAUCGACUACAACCCCAGUGAGGCUAGCAGUUUCGAUGACAUUAAUGUUGAUCGAAGAUUGGAGAUGAUAGGCUUGAGUGAAAAUGAAGAAGCCGCCUUGAGGUCUGACAUUGAAGCAAUCAAGAACGAUGAAGUGUUGAAGGAGUGGUCUUCUCGACUGUCACUUGGAAUGGGCAAUGGGGUGAGAGCGACACAUUUUCUGCGUUCGCGUGUUGGCAGUACGGGGAGUGGUGGUGGGGGUGGAGACUCCCCUCGCUCCCUUCCUCUUGACACCCCGCGCCUUAGGGGAAGCCCUCUGCGCCCUUCCAGACAGGGGAACAGUUCUCCCGGAGAAGACUUCAGUGAGGACUCUGGAAUUCGGCUAGACCGGACAACUCACCAGGACAUGUUUCAGGAUGUGAUUAGCAUCAAAACAAUGCUUUUGAGAUUAACACGUGUUCUUCAAGAGACUGAUCAAGUGAAUGCCUUCGAGAAUUCAUUGAAUAAUGGAUAUUACAAUUUGGGAAAUGAAGGCUCACAAGAGGAUGUUACAAGUCAGAAAAAAGAAAUAGCUGAAGAAAUAUCUGACUUGAAACGACAGGUCUUGUUCUUGCAGCAACAAUUGGAGGAGAGGGACCGCACCAUUUCGGGGCUGCAGACCCGGCUGCAGGAGACCCGGACUCCCCCCUCCACUGAUCCGCCCCCUCAACACCCCCGCCAAGCCUGCAAUGCUGCCACACAAACCGAGCGGGUGCGACCUCUGUCAUCAGGCCCAUCUCUGUUACAGGGUCUACCAACUGACAGCAUGGGCGGCAACCUAGUUAGCUUUCGCCUGGGAAAGAAUUAUAGUCAAUUCGAUUGAAGCGUGUGCUCGCGCGUCGACGCAACAGUCCAAGUGUCCACCACCAAGUGGUGGCACCCUGUCUAGUCGAGUGCCGGUGGCGCCCUGGAGGAAGCAAUCGGCAGAGCAGGCGCCUCGCAAACUCCCCACCACACCGCUCCCCCAGCGGCGGAAAGCCUCCUAACCCGACAUUCCAUCCAUGGAACCAACUCUUGGCUAGUUGUUUCGUCCAACUCAACUCCUGUUUGUUCUCCAGAGGGCUUCUUCAACAAACAUGGGAUUUCUUGACGGCUUCUUCAAUAGACAUCCAAGGGAAUUCAUGAGGACUUCUUCAAGAAACGGGGAAAUUCAAGAGGACUUCUUCAAGAAACAGCGGAAUUCAUGCGGACUUCUUCAAGAAACAUGAGAAUGAUGAGGACUUUUUCAUGAAUCUUGAAGACUUCAUCAAAAAUAAGAAUUUUCUCUCAAUAAUUGCAGCGUUCCUGUUAUCAGAGGUCUCUCUGAAAGUAGCAUCGAAUGAGGCAUUGAAUACUUGUUGAAUAAGUACUUCAUUAAAUUUUAGAAGUAAUAUAAAAUAAAAUAAAAAUACUAUUCACUAGGCGGAGUUGAGAUUUGGAGAGCAUUCUCUACUACUCACGUGACGGAUAUAACUGUAACAAAAAAUAUUAAUAAAAUCUAUCAUACUUCAAUGUAUUCUAUUCAUUCCAAGAAGUAUUUGAAUGAAUGAGUGCUUCAAUUCAAAAUGUGUCACCUGCCACAGUCCUUCUCAAAGGCUUUCUUCCUCUUAUAGAAAAGUAACUGAGUGAAAGAGUUCUAGAAUGAAAUUAAAAAGCACAUAACUUAAAAAUUAAUAACGCUCCCACCGUUUAAAUAUUAAAUUAUUGUUAGUGGUGAAAGUGAUAUUGUUCUGUAUAUUUAUCAUUAAUUUUUUAUCGAAUGUUGUCACUAUUGAUCUGUUGUAACAAUGAGACUGUUAACGUUGUACCAACCGAAUCUAGUAGCCUAUUACAAUUCUCAUUGUUUCAAUGGAUAUUUCUGGCAAGUCUCACUAUAGGUUCUAAUAUUAUUUUAUCUCCCUAUUAUCGCUGUAUUCAGAAUACUUUUCAACGUCCGCGCUUUAUUUCUAUUGAGAAUAAUGAUUCGGAGGUGAAUAUUCGCUCUCAAACUAAAUGUUAUCUCUCACAGUAGAAACUUUCUCAUUUUUGAUCGAUGCUUUGUUAAAAUUUCAAUGCUAUGAUUCUUAAUAAGCUACUUUCAUCUGAUAUUUUAUACUUUAAUCACUAAUUAUAAUAAUUAUUAUCCACUUCAUAUACAUUAUCAAUAUCUUUUUCUCAAAAAAAGUUGGCAUUUUUUACAUUGCUGGAAAUGUGCAAGUUUAUUGUAUUAGUAUUCAUUCCAUUCAUUAUCUUUGAAGCUACGCGCAAUUUUUGAAAUCUGUUUAGAUUUUUUUCUCUUUCUACUAAUAUUAUAAUAGUUGUACAAAAUUUUCAUAAUAGAUAUGAAAUAUCUAACUAUAAAUAUUGUUAUUGCCAUAGAUACUGGGUUUAAGGAACACAGAUGUAUUAUUCCAACAAGUGUUAUGAAUUAUUUCAGAAGUAUCCAAAGAAUAAAUUUUAUUUUGUCCAUUAUGGGAGCGUACCUCGUGUAUUCAUCAUCAGGUCAUGAUGAGAGUGAAGUAAUUUUGAUAUUGAAAACGAUUUUUCAUGAAUAUAUCACUUUAAAUUUUGUUGAAAAUUUAUAAUAAAAUACGGCUGUAUCCAAUAUCUGUCUAUUAUAGCCAAAUCUUAGAAAAUAAAAUGUAGUCUAUUUGUGUGACAAUAUAACUGAAGAAGUAUUGUCAUUGUAAUACUAGAUGAAGAUAUGACUGUUGAAAUAUCAAUAUAGUUCUUAUAAAAUCUACUAGUCUUCAUUAACAGUUGAACUGUUUGAUAAUAAUUGAAGGAGAACCUUCAUUAGAUUUUGUUAAUUGGUUGACGAUGUAUUUAUAUCGUGAUUACUGUUUUGUAAGAUUCGAUGGAGAGAAUACAUAAGUUGCUUUAAUAUUUUUCCUAUAUUCCUCAAGUGUAUAUAUGCAUUUUUCGAUUUUUGUAUCAGUGAGAAAUUAUUUUCUGUUGUACAAGAAAUAUUUAUUGAAAAAUUAUUUUAAAGUGGUAUAUAUUUUUUAAUUUUGUAAUUUUUCUCAUUAUGUUUUGUUCAUUUGUAAAGUGUUUUAUAUUGUUGAAUUAAAUUCAAUUCAAUCGA